Molecule: messenger RNA, 3320 nt
Organism: Clupea harengus (Atlantic herring)
Lineage: Eukaryota; Metazoa; Chordata; Actinopteri; Clupeiformes; Clupeidae
Product: collagen alpha-1(XXI) chain-like
Exons: 14
Coding region: 11-1099 (362 amino acids)
Source: RefSeq, a predicted model, not a curated record
GGACCGCGGGAUGCCAGGUCCCGAUGGGACACAAGGAGUGCCGGGCAUCCGGGGACUUCCUGGAGAGGCGGGGCGUGCAGGACCUCAGGGGGAGAAAGGAUCUCCAGGACAGAAGGGGGAACUUGGGCCUAAAGGAUCUUCGGGGAUCCAGGGCCCAGCAGGAACACCUGGAGUGGAUGGCCUUGCAGGCCCAAAGGGCAGUCCUGGUGAUCCUGGUGCCGCUGGGUCUCCUGGAGAGCCAGGUCUGAAGGGUAUGAACGGAGAGUCAGGGUUUCCAGGUUUACAAGGACCAAUGGGACUGCCAGGGUUCAAAGGUCAUAAGGGGGACUACGGUGAAGAGGGCCCGAGAGGAAGUCAGGGAGAGCGAGGCGGCGAAGGAACCCCCGGGAUCCCAGGCACACCGGGGGAAACAGGGCCCAGGGGAAGCAAAGGAGAGAGAGGAGUGUCGGGCGACCCAGGGUCCAGAGGCCUGGAGGGGAAGAAGGGAGACACGGGACACAUCGGAAUCGUCGGAGCGCGAGGGUCUCCAGGACAAGAUGGUUUACCAGGACAACCCGGCGUCCCUGGAUACCCUGGAAAGCCUGGAAAGCCUCCCUCGGAUGAGCACUUACUGAAACUGUGUGGAGAUAUGCUGAGGAACCAGCUGCCCCAGCUUCUCCAGUCCAUGGUCCCCAGGAGCUGUGAGCCGUGCGAGACGGUCAAAGGCCCCCCAGGUCAUCCAGGAACACCAGGCCUCAAAGGUUCCAUGGGCACCCCGGGCUACCCAGGCAGGCACGGCUCGCAGGGAUAUCCCGGACCCCCAGGCAUGCAAGGACCCCAUGGGGUUAAAGGUGAUACAGGAGCAAAGGGACUUAAAGGAAACAAGGGAGAAGGGAGACCAGGCCACUCAGGACUCCCUGGACCAAUGGGUGCCCAGGGACCGCGCGGAGGUGACGGGAUCGGCCUUCCGGGCUCACAAGGCAUGCCGGGCAAAUCCGGGUUCCCCGGGCUCCCUGGGAAGCGAGGGCCCCCGGGGCUGGCUGGCGUGUGUGACAUGUCCAUCUGCUACCAGGCCUUCAGCCACCGGGAGGACCGCUUCAGCAAAGGGCCCAACUUCUAACCGCCGCCCCCCUCCACACCCCCACACACACACACACACACACACACACACACACACACACACCUCUGCCUCCGAGGCAGGGCUUUGACGUGAUCACGGUGACCCAGGGGGACAGAAGAGGAGACGUGUCAUCUCAUUGGACGUCAGGCUGCUCCGAGUCACACAGUCUCACAGCCACGGCCAGACUGACCGAGCAGAAAGGCCGGCGCUGGCCUCAAUGGUUGUUUGUGACUGUAAAAAGAUGCCCGCAUCAGCCUCCACAUGCCUUUCCUCCAGACUGAGGACACCCUGUCAUCACAUCAUGAUAAUUCUGCAGCCCCCUCAGCAUUUGAAGAUAGUGAUCAAUAAGGAUGUCUAUAAUUAUAGUAUAACCUUUGAACAAGUUCAGUGUACAAAAGGAUAGCUCUGAAUAGCAAUAGCCAUUGCAUUUGGACAGAAACUUUGGGAUCUUGUACAUAAUUUGCACUGCCUUAGUUAAGCUACCUCCAUGCUGGGCACGAGGCAUACGUGUAGGAUUCAGCAGUUUCACUAGUAGUGUUUUAGUUAGAUCACAUUCAUAUCCCUUUCACAAAACUUUGUCUGAUUUUGCAGUCGUGUCUGUUCAUUGUAAAUAGGUCACAGCAGUCCUAGAUAUUUUGACAGCGUGUUAUCAAUCCCUUUUUUAAAGUAUAAGCCAUUGACCAUACCUAAAAUAGCCUAUGUUUUUACCUGCUGAGGAUAAUAUUAAAAGGCAUAUGGUGUGUAGCAAUAUAAACAACCUGAAAGCAAGUGAUGUAAAUAAGACCUGUAUGUAAACGGUAUGGAUGUCAGAACAUAUGGAGGUAUGCAAGGAAGAAAAUGAGGUGGAUGCAUAGGCCACUAUGGAGCUAUAAGACUCAGGAACUUCUUUUUCUGCUGUUUGACACGGUCAUACCCAAGCUACCUACAACAAGUUUUGGGAUCUUCAUCCUUGUUCAGCUAUACCCUGCAGAGUUGAUUAUUUUGUUAUUUAAUCAUUAGUAAUAUUAUUUUUAUAUUCUUUUGGCUGGUAUUAUUAGAAACUGUAUAUUGCCGUACUGUGAGCUCCCUGGUAUGAUAUUACAGUAUACUAAAACGGCGAUAUGGCCUCCGUUUUGGCAUUUGCAUUCUCACACUUUUCACUUUUGCGACUCAGUUGAUGAUGGUGUUUACUGAUAGUUGAGGGGGUGAUUUUGAAUGGAGAUGUAUUGAGAAAUUAGCAUCAAACCAAAUCAUGGCUCUGGCUCUCCUGUUGCAUUUAGUGUGGCCUAUAUAAAAAAGUGUCAAAUGUUUAAUGACAGUUCUAAAAGCACUACAGCAUAGAUGUAAUGAACAGACUAAUCAGGACCUCCAUAACACUGUGAUGGCUGGAGUGCUGUGCUCCUGUGUUAUUGCAUUACAGUAUGUAUUGUAACAGCGGUGAGAGUACGGAGCAGUGGAAUGAAAGCAACCAAUGCUUUGUAAGUUUGUAUUUGUGUGUGUGUGUUCGUUGGAGUGUCUGUCUCUUCCUGUUUACCUGUGUAUGAGUGUGUCUGCACGUGCGCAGAUGGACGUAUGUGGUGUGUAUGUCUGUGUAUGUGUGUGAGCAUGUUUUUUUUGGUCAUCUUUAUGUUCUAUAUAUUCCCUGCGGUCUUCCAGAUCUGUAUCAAAUUAACAAGCAUCUCUUACAGUCAGGCCAGGACUCAGUUUGAAGAAAGAAGCCCUCCGUCUCUUCAAAAUGUUAAUACUUUAAGACAUGUAAGUUGCAUUGGUUUAGAACGACCUUUUCUAAAGAAUAUGAAAAUAUAAAUAGUUUUGUACUUUUGUAAUGAAUGUUCUCAUGCUUGCAAGGAGUGGGUUUUCAAAUAUGUCUUCUUUGUAUAUGUAAGAACAGAUAUGAAGUAGAAAGUGUUUAUAUUUCCCCUAAAAUUGUACCAAAACAACACUAAAUAUGUUUGUAUGUAUUGUUGAUGAGAUAUGUAUUGUUUCAUUUUGUUUCAUUAUGUUGUUUUUAAUUUCAGCAGGGGACAAAGAAUUCCCUAUUUUACUUGAAGUAACUUGUCAAGAGAUCCUUAAAGUAAGAAAUAAAGUAUGAUAUACACAUUGUUUUCAUUAUAACUUUCUUUUUUAUAACAUUGAAACAAAUCGGUUUAAAUGAGGUUCAUCUAUAAAAUGGUGCUUUAUUGUCGACGUAACGUUUUUUGUUGUUGUUUACAGUUGAAUUAAAAGUAUUUGAACCAUUCAA